This is a messenger RNA of Cercopithifilaria johnstoni, 2979 nucleotides long. Lineage: Eukaryota; Metazoa; Nematoda; Chromadorea; Rhabditida; Onchocercidae. The record is from the annotation of a GenBank genome assembly.
AUGAACAGUUCACCUCACGAUUAUGUACCUCAUUGCUCACCAACAGAACAGAUGCCGAGUACGAUGCAAGCAGUUGCUGAGAAUCGUCAUUUCAAUGUAGGCGCGAUGGUUUCCCCGAAAUCGGGUCCCGGUAGGCCUUCCGUCCCUCAACCUUUGUUCAAUACUAGCGGUAGUACAACACGUCUUCCCCCAACACAGGCCCAACCAGUUCCCCCUUCAUCACAAAUGCCUCAACGUUCUGCUCAGGCGUCUCUUUCCGGUCCACUUCCUCAUCAUUAUCAACAGCAGGAACAACUUGCUUCAACUGGAAACGCUGAUAUUUCUUCAACUGGUCCUUCUAGUGCUACAAAUGCGAUGUUCCGUGUACAGAUGUGGUCUAACAAUUUCGAUAGUGGCGUUCAUUCUAUGAAUCAUAGUUCGGCACCAUCAGUGCUAUCAGUCAAUUCCCUACGUGCUGGAUCGCAAAUUUCGACUAUGUCCGAUGAUGCACAUUCACGGAUUGAGUUAACUGAUCAGCAGCAAAUAAAAUUCGAAAAUAUACCGUCAGAUCUAGGACGUGGGUCACAGGAUGGUGAAACACGGAAUGCAGUUCCAGAGCUCAUACAUUUACUUAGUGACGCUGAUGAGGUGGUAGUACAGCGUGCAGCUACUACGAUACAAACAAUUGCUAAGAUUGAUUCCGAAGAACCUCUGUAUGCAGAACCUUAUUUACGAGCAGCUGAAGUCAUAACUGCUCUGAAAGAUCUGUUGAGAACAAAGUCAAAUAAACCAGCCAUCAUUAAACCAACGCUUGGUGCUUUAUUUCAUAUUUCUGAACGUCGUGAUGGUCUUGAAAGUAUUUUAAAAAUAAAUGAUCAAACAAAGGGGUCAUUGUUGGUCGAUAUUAUUCAGCAUAUUAAAUUUACCGGUGGUUCAGCCUUACGCUACGCGAUUUUAACAUUUCAUACGAUCAUUGCUGUGAAAUCGGCUGAUGGAAAUAAUGUCGAAGUGGCUCGAGCUAAUGGUGCCCUUCAGGCUCUGGUUCAGUUUCUCGAUCGUGAAAGCAAUGAAAAGCUUCUUUCAGUAAUUGUUGAAUGUGUGCGUUUGCUUUGUGAUAAAAGUCAGUCGCAAAGGGCACUGUUUCUGCAGUUAAAUGGCCCAUCCAAAUUGCUUCACAUAUUGCGUGUGUUACGCUAUGAAGGUUUACUCUGGAGGACUACUCAGCUUUUAAAAAUUUUUUCCAAUGCGGAUCCUCAAACAAUAGUGAAGUGUGGUGGCUAUGAUGUCUUGCAUAAACAGCUGGAACAUGCCAGUCAGCGGCUAAUUAUUUCAACUUUGGAAUGUAUCAGGAAUAUGUCUGACGUACCCACCAAAGAUAUGGAUGUAUCAUCGCUUCUUAAUAAGCUUUUGCAACUUUUGGGUGCGAUGGAUCCAAUUGUUAUUUUGUAUUGCACCGGAAUUUUAUCGAAUUUAUUGGCCAAUAACCAGAUGAACAAGGAAUUUUUAUUCAGUCGAGGAGCAAUACCAACUUUGUAUCGUGUUUUGAUUAGUUCAUAUAGUAUACCAGCAAGCACUCCAAAUCAGCAGCAAAGAGUGGAAGAUAUACAGGAACGUGCGUUAGCAACAUUACGUCACCUGUGUGUCGGAUAUACUCAUCAAGUUGAAGCACAGAAAGCUGUCCUUCAACAACAGUAUGCCGCCGAUUUUUUGCUUCGGAAACUUACUGAAAUGAGGCCUUCUAUACUGAAACAGACACUUCAGAUACUGAAUAAAGCAGCUUUGCAAGAUACAAAUCUUCCUUUGUUUCGUGAAAUUCGUCUGAAACAAACACCCGAUUGCGAGACAAAUUUUGUGGAACGUAUUAUAUUGAUUCUAAAGGUCGCAUGUGACCAAUUACCAUCGACAAAAAUGGUUGAGGAAGUGCGCGUUGCAGAUCUUAUUCAGCUAUCAUUGUCCACUCUUCAGCUUCUGUGCCGUGAUUCACUUCUUCUGAAUCAGAUAUCAUUUUGCCUUAGAAGAGCUGAUUUCCUAAUGUUUCGCGGUCGAGAUGGUGAUUGUGCGGCAUUGCUACCAGUCUUUUGCUUAUAUCAAAGUUAUGUGAAGGAUGAAAAUUUGGAUAGGAGUGCACUCGGUCUUAUAUAUGAACUUUCUUCGCAUCCAGAAUUGGCUGCAUUAUAUGCUGCAGACAGUGGCUUGAUGGCAGCUUUACAUCAUUAUUCACAAAGUCGAAACCAACCUUUUGCUACGUAUGCCAAGCAGGCUUAUGAACGCAGUGUACAAGGCGGGAAUCCAUCCAUUCUUUAUCAAAAUUUCCCCUUGCCACCUUCAUCUCAUCGUUUGGUGUUGCAUUCGGCGCAACCCGGUGGACAGCCGAGUGUACCGUACAAUGGUUAUUCUUCCCAACAAAUUCAAUAUCCUCAACAGACCUAUGAGACCAAUAAUUCCUACAGUACUAUGUCGCCUCCAUCUGGAUCAAUGGCACUUCACUAUCCCUCCCUACCACAACAACAAGCUCAAUUAUCAACUCCUGCAUCUUUAACUUCAUAUCCUAACUUGGAAGCUCCUGGUGUUCACGUUCAAUCUCAGACUUUGUCAGCUCCUCAGCACCAAGUACCUUCUGAUAAUCAAGCAGGUCCCGUUAUGUAUGGACGUGAAGGUCCAUCACAAAACGCCGCUAACACGUCCAAUAACAUGGAAUAUUCUUCGGGAGAAGUGUGGCCUGAGGAUCUUUCUGGACUUUCAAUAAAUGACGAUCCAUUUGCAACAAUGUUUACACAGCAGUUCGAUUUACCUCAGCAAAGACAUCACUUGCGAUCCGCAUAUCCUUCUGCUCGAGGAGAGCAUAAUGGAGGCUCGUUAAAUGCUUACUGUUGUACUGGACCACCGAAUGUUAACAGUACCGAUCAACCGAUGGAAAGCGUCCAUAUGGGCAGUCCCGAUGCUCCGUCUUCUUGGAACGAUCCAACACAUAACAGCAAUUUCGGUGAUUUCCAAAUGUAG